AUGACUCUUCGCAAUAUCCUAUUAUCGGCCCUCCUGCUCGUAGCCGGGACCCAGGCCACAACCGACGACAGACUUUAUCCUUUAACUUCACGAACAGACGAUGCCCUGGCCAAACGACAGGCGAACCCAGACUCCAUGGUCAACGUACAUGUGGUACGAGUCGGAGACAUGGAGGGUGGCUUGAAGUUUUAUCCCGACAACCUCAAAGUUCCGCAGGGCGAUAUGGUCCAGUUCCAGUUUUAUCCUCGGAACCAUUCCAUUGUCCAAUCCACCUUUGACAGACCAUGCGAGCCAAUCAGCCGGUCCCAGCCAGACAUUGCGGGCAUUCGUUCUGGAUUCAUGCCUCUGGAGGACGGAACCAGGCAGAUGCCCGUGUUCACAAUCAUGGUCAAUGACACCAAACCGAUGUGGUUCUACUGCGGACAGGGAAAGCAUUGCCAGAAUGGGAUGGUCAUGGCCAUCAACGCUGUCGAUGGGAGCAAUAAGACUGUCGAGGCCUACAGGGCGCUGGCAGCAAAUGCCGGCAACAGUUCAACAACGAACCCUACCAAUACCAUUCCAAACAGUGGCCGCCCAACCACCACGGGAAGCGCAGCAGAACAGAAUGCUGCCCCAAGGAAUGUGAUGCACGCAGCUGGAUUUGGCGGAAUGCUCUUGGCUGUGGCGGCGGUUGUUGCGUUCUAA
This is a messenger RNA of Uncinocarpus reesii 1704, 684 nucleotides long. RefSeq lists its product as uncharacterized. The transcript is spliced from 3 exons. Lineage: Eukaryota; Fungi; Ascomycota; Eurotiomycetes; Onygenales; Onygenaceae. Bases 1 to 684 code for a protein of 227 amino acids. The record is from RefSeq and is a predicted model, not a curated record.